Paramecium tetraurelia is the source of this 738-nucleotide messenger RNA. RefSeq lists its product as uncharacterized. The transcript has 3 exons. Gene Ontology annotation, molecular function: RNA binding. Lineage: Eukaryota; Ciliophora; Oligohymenophorea; Peniculida; Parameciidae. The record is from RefSeq and is a predicted model, not a curated record.
AUGUUUUAAUUGUGUAAAUCCUUUUACAACUUUUCCAAAUUAAAGGUUUUUGCAAAUCAACUGACAAAAUCAAUAGAUAAUGCCCAAAAAAAUGUAGCAUUCGCUUAUUUCCUCCCAAAGGAUUGGAAUGAAAAAUAAGUAAAAGAAUAUUUUGAUCCUCAAGAUAAAUUGAUAAAAAGAAUUCAGCUAAUCAAAGACUCAUUUGAUAAUCCCACUGGUAAAGCGAUUAUUGAAAUGGAAUCAGAAUCAAUUGCUCAGAAAUUUAUCAAGGAGCAUCAUGAAAAUUAUAUUGACACUAAAGAUGUUUUAUAAUAAAUCGUUGUGAAACCAUUUAGUUUGAAAAAAGAAUAAAACAAAUUAGAUAUUAAAAGAAGCGAUAAAUAGGCUUAUAUUACAGGUUUACCCAGAUAAAUGAAAAAUGAGGAGCUUCUAGAUUUGUUGAUUGAUUUUGGGGAAAUAGAAAAAAUAUAAAUUCCUAAGGAUUAAAAUUAGGAAUUUAACAAAGGAUAUGCAUUUGUUUUAUUUAAAAAGGUUGAGGAUGCCUAAAAGUUUUAGACCUUUAUGAAUGGAAAGGAAUUUAUGGGAAAGAAAUUAAGCGUCUAAUUGAGAAUAUUUAGGUUUGAUAGCUAGAAAAAGAGUUUCAAAACAGAAAAGGUGCAGGAUGGAGACGUUUAAUAUGAAUAAAAUAAAGCCAAUUAUGGUCUUUUAUAAAAGGAGUUUGAAAUAAAAAGAGAAUGA